AUGUUAACAAGAGAUGAUAGUAAUCGUUUUAACUUACAAUAUAAAGAUAAGGAAAGAGGACGUUCUCGCAGCCUAACAUCAGAAGAAAUAAAUAAUUCUUGCAGCCCAACAUAUGAAGAAAGGAGUCAUUCCUGCAGACCAACAUACGAAGAAAGGAGCUAUUCUCACAGUCUAACAUUUGAAGCAGAAGAAUUAGUUCUCCCAUCUAAAAUCAAUAAAAUAUCUUCCUUAAAAGUAGUGUCUGUCGACAAUAAUUUCUUAGGUGCAUUAAUGAAUAAACAAGACAUAAUUAUUUGUAAUCAAAAAGAUAUUAUGAAUAAUAUUAACGACAUUAAAAAAAAGCUUGACAAUCAUGAUAAAGAACUUGAACUAUUAACUCAUAACAAUGCUGAAACAGGUUCGUUUGGUAUUAAUCAAUUACAACCAUUUAAAGAAAAAUGGAGAAAAGACGAGAUAAAAAAUUGGAAGAAUAAUAGUAAAAUAAGAAUUGCAUACAAUGAACUAUAUAAUCACAUUGAUUCACAAGAUCAAGAAUCUGAUACAUACAUUGCAAAGUUCAUUAAGAAAAUGUUUGCAAGAAAUGAUCGAACUGAAUUGAACGCUUUAUGGAUACAAGCAGUUCUAGAAAUAAUUUUCGAUCCUGAAUAUUUGUCAACGAAAUUAGAUACAAAGGCGGUUGAUAAACGUUUUGAGAUGUUGAAAAAUGAGAAAGAAGCAUAA
Funneliformis geosporum is the source of this 720-nucleotide messenger RNA. Lineage: Eukaryota; Fungi; Glomeromycota; Glomeromycetes; Glomerales; Glomeraceae. The record is from the annotation of a GenBank genome assembly.